CCCACCUGGAUACAAGAUGCGAGACAAUAUUUCACCGGUGUUACCGGUGUUGGAUCCUGGAAGACUCUCGUCAACUCAUGGCUCACAUUUGAACAUCGCCUGGGCUACCCGGAUGGUUCUCGUGCGAACUGGCUGGCAUCGAAGGGACGUCUGGAAGAGAUCAAACAGUGGAUCAAGAAAGCUCAUCCAUACAAAGCGAGUGCAGUCACCAUCAAUGUGAAGAUGUUUUCAGGAACUUGGAAGGGUUGGUGGAGGAACAUUCAGCCUGUCGGAUGUGUUCAGGGUGUAGAGUGGCCGCUUUUACAGAACGUGGAGCAGGACUUGAAUUGGAUGGGAUUGGACCGUGGUGGAUGCAACGGUAUGUUCUUGGUCAUUGUUUCGUUGUCGUGGUGG
This is a messenger RNA of Laetiporus sulphureus 93-53, 393 nucleotides long. RefSeq lists its product as uncharacterized. The transcript has a single exon. The annotation marks the transcript as partial. NCBI's taxonomy places the organism in Eukaryota, Fungi, Basidiomycota, Agaricomycetes, Polyporales, Laetiporaceae. The record is from RefSeq and is a predicted model, not a curated record.